Messenger RNA from Haliotis rufescens (red abalone), 616 nucleotides. Its product is annotated as FAU ubiquitin-like and ribosomal protein S30. The coding region runs from base 152 to 547 and encodes 131 amino acids. Gene Ontology annotation, cellular component: cytosolic small ribosomal subunit; ribosome. The transcript is spliced from 5 exons. Gene Ontology annotation, biological process: translation. Gene Ontology annotation, molecular function: protein binding; structural constituent of ribosome. The record is from RefSeq and is a predicted model, not a curated record. NCBI's taxonomy places the organism in Eukaryota, Metazoa, Mollusca, Gastropoda, Lepetellida, Haliotidae.
AUUUCACAAGCACGUGUAAGUAUAGUAAGCGUUAUAAAUUGACUAUUAUCUUCAUAAUUUAGGGAAUUGCCGAUCAGUAGUAUGUCAGAACUGUUGUGAUACGCACGAAGCGCAAACUGGUAACCACCAAUACAGACAGAAUUUCCUGAAGAUGCAAAUCUUUGUGCGCUGCUCAUUGACCCACACCCUUGAGGUGUCUGGAACCGAGACUGUUCAGGAUGUCAAGACCCUCAUCAACGAGAAGGAGGGUUUCUCUGCCACUGACCUCGUGGUGCUCUCUGCUGGUCGCCCCCUGGAAGAUGCCGAGCUGUUGUCUGGCUUGAACAACCUGACCACUCUUGAUGUAGAGGUCCGCAUGCUUGGAGGUAAGGUUCACGGAUCCCUGGCUCGUGCCGGCAAAGUCCGUGGACAGACCCCCAAGGUUGAGAAGCAGGAAAAGAAGAAGUCCAAGACAGGCCGUGCAAAGAGGAGAAUGCAGUACAACCGACGCUUUGUCAAUGUUGUUGCCACCUUUGGCAGGAGGAAGGGACCCAACGCUCGCUCUUAGAUUAUGUACAUUUCCUAUGUAUAAAAAGUCUCUAUUCCUACACAGAGGAAAAUAAAUGUGACAAGGGCA